ACCGGAAACGCGAUUAGUAUUACGACGAUAAUCUUCUUUAAAUUUGGUUGGAGAAUAAUUAUAGUAUAACCUGAAGUUUCUGAGAAACUACCACCACAACGACGCACGUCUCCCUUUUUCCUUAAUCUAUCUCGUUCUCUACGACGUUUUCCUUUUUCCAAAAUAUUUUGAAUUUGAAUUAUUCAAUAUUUUGUCAUUUCUGGUUGGUUAAACCACUUUGAAUGAAGCCACACUGAAGAAUUUUGGAUCUUUCCUCAUGAUGUUUUUCUGCUUGGGUUUCAACAGGCUUUGCUAAUUUCUGAUCUGGGAUUUCUUGUUUACGUCAAGAUAUUCCCGUUUUCCAAGAUUUUUUUGUAGAGGGAAACACCAGUUGCCUUUGUUGCAAGUUUGGUGAAUAAAUCUGAUCUGGGUUUCUAUCUAUUGGAUCUCUAGAGUUGGUUCUGCUUUCAUUUGAAGCCAUUCAUUUUCAUUCUCUGCGGCAGCUUUUCUUUGAAUAAUCUGAAACCCCAUUGGAUUGAAUAGAAUAUUUGAUUUAGAAAUUUCUGAGUUGUUCAAUCUUUGACCCAACUCAUUUUAAUUUGCUAACUUGAUUGGUCAAAGGUAGUUAAAUAGAAGCUAUGGAUUUAGGUCAGGAAGAACUGGCUGGAGAUGGAGAAAUGGAGGAAUUGGUUAGAGCAUCCUCUGCUGAUAAUCCUCUCAGGGAAAAUCAUCUUCAGAGAACACAUUUUCCUGGUAUGGUGAGACAGAAAGCAUAUAUUUUUGACGGUCUUGGAAAUUAUUAUAAUAAGGAGUGGGAUCUUGCUGAAGGUGGUGGCAAGGAGUUUUGUUGGUACCAUGUAGAACUUCCAAAAGGGAAUCAGAAACUCUCUCAAUCUGCACAAUACCUCAUAGAUGUUCUUUGCCCACCUUUAAAGCUUCAAGACAUUCUCUCACUUGUUAGCAAUGGGCCAUUUUGUGGACAUGUUGAUGGAGCGCUUGUCUUUAGGGUUAAUUCACCUGGCCCUCCCUCCAGUAAUUUUACAUUUAGACUAGCUGCCAGGGUUACAGAAAAUUCAGUGAUUACUGUGUCUUUGGGACGUGUUCCCAGAUUAGGUUUCUCACCGGUUGGUCAAUCUCUUCUCUCAGAGAUUCCUAGUGUUGAGAGUCCAUCUUAUCAUAGAGGAGAGAGGAAGGAAGGGGGUGGGAUUGUUAUUAGAGAGCAUGUUCUUGAGUUCUUAUUGACAAUGAAUCACUCUGAGGAGGCUGAUAAUCCUGUUCCAAAGUCUGUCUCAAACCUUGUAGUUCACAUCAUUGAUACGCACGUGGAUCACCUUCAAGAUGUUGUUACUAAACUGGAGAUGGAGCUGGAUUCUGUGGAGCUUGAGUUGGAUAGAGGUGGAUUUGCUUUAAAGAAACAGAUGCUAGAUGAUAGAAGAUUCCCAAAAAUGCAUCUAAAUUUGCAACGUCUCCUGCAGGUGAUUGCCCAUGGUGAGCAAGUAUAUCCCCGAGUCAAGGAAAAAUGUUCUUCUAAAAAUUGGUUUGCAAGUGAGGACAUCAGCUCCCUUGAAGAGCUGAUUGGGCGCUUGAGGAGGCUGAAAGAGAAUGUAGGGUUUCUAGCAAAUCGUGUUACUGCAAUUCAGGCUGGUUUGGAUAGCUGGCAGUCGGAGCAAAUUAACAGAAAACUCUAUUAUCUCUCUUUCCUUUCAAUAAUAUUCCUUCCUUUAUCUGUUAUCACUGGAGUGUUCGGGAUGAACGUGGGUGGAGUUCCAUGGACUGUGCAAAAGGACCCUGCACUAAAUGAUGGUUUCCGCAAUGUCAUGAUUAUCUGUGUAGCGAUGCUUCUUCUAGUUUUGCUCUGCUUUAUUUUCCCUGCUCUUUAUACCCGAUUGACUGCCUGGCAUAGGAGGAGGUCUUUGAGAAGAAGUUGGUCUCAUAACAGGAGAUCUUUCCUCAAGAGAACCAUUGGAAUUCAAGAAAGAGGUGGUUACCUCAGGAUUUGACAGAAUUAAAGAAAUUCAUUACCAUGGUAUUUUUCCCAAUCACACAUGCCAAGUGUACCAUGCUAUGCACAGAUAGAGAGUGGUCAAUAGCAUCAUUUAACUGGGCUAAAAAUAGGAAUAUGUUGUCCAUCACUUACUCGUAUUUAGGCUAGAGGUGAUGAUGGCUCUUUAUUGGAGGUGAGUCUUAUUCUUUCGCUCAUUUGUUGUAUCUUAUUUCAUUUUUUUUGGAGGUUUAAUUGUACAGGUGGUUCUAUUAAAGUUUGGCUAUACAAACACAAAGUUUUCAGCUUAUUGCGAUCUCAAUUUGAUGGUAAUUGCAACUCAGUGGCACUCCCUUUUAAGUUUUCCUUUGAAUUCUUGAUGGUUUUUCAAUGAUGUCGCUGAUUCAUCUCCCAAGUCUGAACUUUGGCUUUAUUGAGGAAUCUGGAAGUUAGGUUUAUUAGCUGUGAAAGCUGGAAUUUGGUUUGAAUUUUUGAAGAGAGUAACAGAAAUUGCUUGAGAAGUGCUAAAAAUGAAGUCAAAGGUGUACUUGGUGCCCAUAUUGGGCUCAGUUUCAGUAUAUGGAGGUGGAUUAAUCAUCAUCCACUCCCAGUUCAAAUGUCUUAUAACAUAUAUAACUUUGUGUAUAUAUCUAGUUUCAUGUUCCAUCUGAA
Messenger RNA from Theobroma cacao (cacao), 2632 nucleotides. RefSeq names its product Magnesium transporter CorA-like family protein. Gene Ontology annotation, biological process: metal ion transport; transmembrane transport. Gene Ontology annotation, cellular component: membrane. NCBI's taxonomy places the organism in Eukaryota, Viridiplantae, Streptophyta, Magnoliopsida, Malvales, Malvaceae. Gene Ontology annotation, molecular function: metal ion transmembrane transporter activity. The record is from RefSeq and is a predicted model, not a curated record.